AACCCAGAUUACAUUUGCCGGCGAACUCCUAGUCUGAAUGAAUCUCAGGAUUCUGUAAUUGAACUAAAAAAAGGUUUGACCUGUUAAGAACCCAAAUUAUGUACUUUGCCGGUGGGAUUGCCGUUGAUGAUAUGGGGUACGCCAUGAGUAGGCUGGAUACAGAAUCUGAUUUGUUUGAUGAUGGUAAUGACAUUACCGAAGCUGGUAGCAGUAAUAGGACCGACGAACCAUUGCGUAAAGUAGAUGACGAGAUUGCUCAGCUUACGAACAUCAGUUCAGGGCCUCCUGGUGGACUGUGUCAAUUCAUGCCUGGAAAGCAGCAAUUACCUGUUUCACCGGUGAGGAUGCUGGCAGGUCGAGAAGGUAAUUUUUCAGGAAGAGGAAGAUUCUCAUCGGCAGAUUGUUGUCACAUGCUUAGCAGGUAUUUGCCAGUACACGGUCCUUGGCUUGUGGACCAAACGACCAGCCGGGCCUAUGUUUCUCAAUUUUCAGCCGAUGGUUCUCUGUUUGUUGCUGGAUUUCAGGGAAGCAAUAUUCGAAUAUACGACGUAGAUAAAGGUUGGAAAGUUCAGAAGAACAUUCUUGCUAAAAGUUUGCGUUGGACAGUAACCGAUACAUCCCUUUCUCCUGAUCAGCGCCAUCUCGUUUAUACCAGCAUAUCACCUAUAGUUCAUAUUGUUAAUGUCGGGUCUGCUACCAUAGAAUCCCAUGCAAACGUCACGGAGAUCCAUGAAGGAUUGGACUUCAUUUCUGAUGAAUAUAGAGGAUAUUCUUUCGGAAUAUUCUCUGUGAAAUUUUCAACCGAUGGACGAGAACUUGUAGCUGGAAGCAGUGACGACUCAAUAUAUGUUUAUGAUCUUGAAGCAAACAAGCUUUCCCUUCGAAUUGUGGCACACACUGCUGAUGUUAACACGGUAACCUUUGCCGAUGAAAGUGGCAACUUGAUAUAUUCCGGGAGUGAUGAUAAUCUCUGUAAGGUGUGGGAUAGACGUUGCUUCAUUGCAAAAGAUAAGCCAGCAGGAGUCUUGAUGGGACAUCUAGAAGGUAUUACAUUUGUCGACAGUCGUGGAGAUGGUCGUUAUUUCAUAUCAAAUGGUAAAGAUCAGACUAUAAAGCUUUGGGAUAUCAGAAAAAUGUCCUCCGAUACCUCUUGCAAUUUAGAGUUUAGGAAUCAUGAAUGGGAUUACAGAUGGAUGGACUACCCACCAAAGGCUAGAGAUUUGAAACACCCCUGUGACCAAUCUGUGGCUACUUAUAAGGGUCACUCGGUCUUGCGAACUCUUAUUCGCUGUUAUUUUUCCCCCAAAUACAGUACGGGACAACGGUACAUUUACACCGGGUCACACGAUUCUCAGGUUUAUAUUUAUGACGUGGUAACCGGAGCUCAAGUUGCAGUGCUAAAGCACCAUACAUCGCCAGUAAGAGACUGUAGUUGGCACCCUUACUACCCUAUGCUGGUCAGCUCUUCAUGGGACGGGGACGUGGUUAAGUGGGAAUUCCCCGCAACGGAGAAACACCCUCCCCUACGAACAAGAAGAGAGUCCGGAGCCAAUAAUACUAUUGAAGGUGAUUCGUGAAACAUGUACGCUAUAAUCAUGCUACAUACACAAGAUCGUUAACUGUAUCUGCAUGUGUUUUAAGUAGCAGGUCUGGCAUAUUUUACAUUAUUAUUGAAUAAGGUGUAAUUGUUUAACAACAGUUCCAUGUAUAAAA
Hibiscus syriacus is the source of this 1713-nucleotide messenger RNA. Its product is annotated as LEC14B protein-like. Gene Ontology annotation, biological process: proteasome-mediated ubiquitin-dependent protein catabolic process. Bases 99 to 1577 code for a protein of 492 amino acids. Gene Ontology annotation, molecular function: protein binding. Gene Ontology annotation, cellular component: Cul4-RING E3 ubiquitin ligase complex. Lineage: Eukaryota; Viridiplantae; Streptophyta; Magnoliopsida; Malvales; Malvaceae. The transcript is spliced from 11 exons. The record is from RefSeq and is a predicted model, not a curated record.